Molecule: messenger RNA, 1374 nt
Organism: Thermochaetoides thermophila DSM 1495
Lineage: Eukaryota; Fungi; Ascomycota; Sordariomycetes; Sordariales; Chaetomiaceae
Product: phosphotransferase-like protein
Exons: 2
Coding region: 1-1374 (457 amino acids)
Biological process (GO): phospholipid biosynthetic process
Cellular component (GO): membrane
Molecular function (GO): phosphotransferase activity, for other substituted phosphate groups
Source: RefSeq, a predicted model, not a curated record
AUGGUGUACGUCCGCCAGGAGUAUUUGCCGAACUUACGGCAGUACAAGUACUCGGGCGUCGACCACUCGCUGCUGUCGCGCUACAUCCUCAAGCCUUUCUACACCAAUGUCGUCAUCAAGCUGUUCCCGAUGAGCAUGGCCCCGAACCUGAUUACGCUGACGGGCUUCAUGUUUGUCGUAGCCAACUUUCUGACCCUGCUCUGGUAUAACCCCGGCUUGGACCAGGACUGUCCCGCUUGGGUCUACUACAGCUGGGCUUUGGGUCUGCUUCUGUACCAGACCUUUGACGCGGUUGAUGGUACACAAGCCCGUCGCACUCGCCAAUCCGGACCCCUUGGCGAGCUCUUCGACCACGGAGUCGACGCCCUCAACACGGCGCUCGAGGUCAUAAUCUUCGCAGCCGCGACCAACAUGGGCCAGAGCUGGAAGACCGUCGCCAGCCUCGGCGCCAGCCUCUUCACCUUCUACAUCCAGACCUGGGAAGAAUACCAUACCAAAACCCUGACCCUGGGCAUCAUCAACGGCCCUGUUGAGGGUAUCCUCGCCGUUGUCGGCAUCUACGCCCUGACCGGUUACCUCGGCGGCGCCUCCUUUUGGCAGCGCCCCAUGCUCCCCACCCUCGGCAUCCCCCAGGCCCUCCCCGGCAGCAUCAUCAUUCCCUCCCGACUCUACAACCUCUCCUUCACGGACUGGUACAUGGUACAGGGCGCGGUUGUCCUCGUCUUCAAUACCGUGCAAGCGGCGCACAACGUCAUCCGCGCGCGCCGUGCUCGCGGCGAUCGCUCGCGGCAUGCGCUCCUGGGUCUCAUCCCCUUCUGGGCCACGUGGGCAUUUAUCGUCGCUUACCUUGCUCUCCAGCCUACGAUUCUGUACAAUCACCUCGUGCCGUUUGCCGUCUUUGCCGGCCUUAUCAAUGCCUAUUCCGUUGGGCAGAUGAUCACGGCGCACUUGGCCAAGCUGCCCUUUCCGUACUGGAACGUCAUGGUCGUGCCACUGGCGUGCGCGGUAAUUGAUUCCAUGGGGCCGGUGCUGCAGAAACAUAGCCCUAUUCCGGGCCUGGGCUGGCCCUCGGCGCUUGGGGAUGGGGUUUAUCAGGUCGCGGCGAUGUUUUGCAUGCUGGGGAUUGCGAUUGGUGUCUAUGGCAGUUUCGUGGUAGAUGUUAUCGUUACUAUCUGCGACUACCUGGAUAUUUGGUGCCUGACGAUCAAGCAUCCUUACGUCGAGGUCAGUCAAGCGAACGGCAAUGCAGUUAAGGCUAAUGGCCAUGCCGUUAAGGCAAACGGCCAUGCUGUCAAGGCUAACGGCAAUGCUGGCAAGGGGAAGAAGGCGAACGGCAAUGCGGUUAAGGCCAAUGGCGUGAAGAAGUAUCAGUGA